Polypterus senegalus (gray bichir) is the source of this 920-nucleotide messenger RNA. RefSeq lists its product as uncharacterized. Bases 1 to 684 code for a protein of 227 amino acids. Lineage: Eukaryota; Metazoa; Chordata; Cladistia; Polypteriformes; Polypteridae. The transcript is spliced from 5 exons. Gene Ontology annotation, biological process: response to bacterium. The record is from RefSeq and is a predicted model, not a curated record.
AUGAUUGUGUGCUCCAUCUUUCUCUUGUUCUGUGAAAGCUAUGUAAAUCCUGCAUCCUUAAUCAAGCAGCCGCACCGGUCAGUUAGAGCCCAGCUGGGAGCUUCAGUAGACUUGGAGUGCCACAUGCCGACAUCUUAUCCAGACACCUAUAUUUGGAUUAAACACACACCUGGAGAUGCACCUGAAACCAUUGUGUUCUGGUCAAAUAAUGGGAAUGUGUCUUAUGCAACAAAUGAUGGGAGCACACGAUAUCAAGUGAUGAAAAGCAGCAGCUCCCUCAAUCUGUCUAUCACACAUCUCAACACUUCAGAUUUGGGGACGUAUUAUUGUGGCAUGGUGAAGGGUAAAGUCAUGGUGCUUGGCAAUGGAACUGAGAUCUGCUUAACAGAUAAAGACAACCAAUUACAACUCGACCCUGUUGUCCUCACCCUGGGUAUAAGCAACAUUGUCUUUUUGAUUUUGCUUGUUGUCUGUGUGACAAAGAAGACCAGACAUGGCUGCCAAGGUAAAAUGAAUGGUGAACAGAAAGUUGGUGAAACAUUUGAAAAUGACGAGCCAGACAGUGCACAGGUUCAUGGAGUAAAUUAUGCUGCCUUGGAUUUUGGGAAAAGAAACGACAGGAACAGAGAAAUAAAGAGAGACUUGGGAAUGGAAAUGACUUAUUCAAGCAUUCGAUUACAGUAAUUAUGAUGUCAACACAAGGAAACAAGUGGAAAGCACAGAGUCCAAUUAAUCAGGGGACUUCAUGUACAUAUUGAAGAGAAGUUACACAAUAAUAACUUUUACAAAUAAAAGAUUGCAGAACACAUCAGUUUAAUUCUCAUAUGAUAUGUUCAAUUUAUAAUUUGUCAUAGUAAGAAUUGACAGAGUUGGAAGCCAUCUCAGCAAGAACCUAUUUUGACAGAAUAAUUACUAGUCUA